Messenger RNA from Stereum hirsutum FP-91666 SS1, 507 nucleotides. RefSeq lists its product as uncharacterized. Lineage: Eukaryota; Fungi; Basidiomycota; Agaricomycetes; Russulales; Stereaceae. Bases 1 to 507 code for a protein of 168 amino acids. The record is from RefSeq and is a predicted model, not a curated record. The transcript has a single exon.
AUGAUUAGCGAGUUGUCUCACGCCGAGCUGCAGGCUUGCUCUCAGCUGCCCCGCGUACUUCCCCGGCCGAUCUAUCUUUACCACCAGUCCUCUUUCCACACUCUGGGCGAUGUGUACCACGCUCACAUGCGUCGCUAUCGCUUCGAGCUCCACACCACCCGGAUCGAAGCUGGCAAAGUGGUACAGAUCACUGCGUACUCCGCUGGUGGUGACGGUGAGCCAUUCCUCGACAGCUCCCAGGUCAGCCUCCACCGUAUCAAGCGCUCCUCCUUCGGUGAACUGCUCUCUUCUGCUAUCUCGAGCGACCUCCCCCAUUUCAUGGCUUCUUCGCCACCUGCCAGCACCAUGUUUUCGAGCGGUAGCGUUUGGUCCAGUUCAUCCAGGAACUCGCUACCAGUUGACCGAAUGGAGACAAGAUUAAGUGAAGGAAUGAGCGAAGGAUUGGGCAGGUUGAAGCGUGAGAUGAGGAAAGUUAGAUCAACCGGAAGAGGACCAACAGUGGUGUAA